Molecule: messenger RNA, 3737 nt
Organism: Archocentrus centrarchus (flier cichlid)
Lineage: Eukaryota; Metazoa; Chordata; Actinopteri; Cichliformes; Cichlidae
Gene: dync2i1
Product: dynein 2 intermediate chain 1
Exons: 25
Coding region: 145-3420 (1091 amino acids)
Biological process (GO): intraciliary transport
Cellular component (GO): cytoplasmic dynein complex
Molecular function (GO): dynein light chain binding; dynein heavy chain binding
Source: RefSeq, a predicted model, not a curated record
CUUUGCUGCUGAUUAAUACGCCUGUUGUCAAGCCGAAGUGACGCGUUCUCCUUGGAUUCGGCAAACUGCUCAUGCGCUCUAGAGCUUUACCAUCUUUGCGGCGUCAAGCUCAGAUGAGAAUAUGUACACUGACAAGAAAAAACAAUGGAAGACACAUGGAGACCUGCAGAUCUAAGAAGACACAUCAGGGGGGAAGAACGUGGUGGUGGCUAUGUCAGGAGGCGAGAUGACUAUGACAGAAAGCACCGUGGUGGGGAAUCCAUUGAGAGACGCCACAGAGACCCAGAGAAGGAGUCCAGACGAGAGAAGGAGAGGAUCAGGGAAGGGGAGAGCACACAAGAGAGAAGAGAUGAAGAGAAAAAAGACAGAAAGAAAGAGGGUUCGCAGGAUAGGAGAGCUGACAGAGAAAGGGACAGAAGAGAUGAAAGGGAAAGGGAGAAGAAAAGAGACAAGGAAAGACUGGUAGAUGUUAGCAAGUAUGGUAAUGAUUACAGAGAAAACAAGGAGAGGAGAAGAGACAGAGAGGAAAAACAUGACAGGGAGAGGGACAAGGAAAGACAGAGAGAUAAGGGGAAAGAGAGGAUAAGGGACAGUGAUAGAUACAAUGAGGACCGUAAUAAAAGUAGGGAAUAUGGAGAUAAGGAGAGAAAAAGAGAGAAACAGGCCAGAGAGCACAGGGCUGAUAGGGACAGAAGAAGACAUGAGGAAAACUGGGAAGGAAGAAGAGAUCAAAUAGAAAAGCACCACAGAGAGGACAAAGAUCGGCAUCGGGAGAGAGAGGGACGCAAAAAUGAAUAUGAAGACAGGAAUGGCAAGGCAGAGAGACGUGGAGACAGAAAGCAUUCAGAACAGAAAGAGGACAGAGAGUAUAAAGAAGAACACAGAAAACAUAAAGAGGAGAGAGAAAGAAGGCACAGAGAGAGAGAACAUCGUGAUGAGAAACAGAAGCAUGACAGUGAACUCAGGGAGCAUCAAGGGGACGAGAUCAGGCAUCAUCGUGCUGACAGAGAGCGGGCUGACAGGGACAAACACAAAGAGAGAAGGUACAAAGACGAAGAAGACCCACAAAGAAAACACAGGGAGAGAAGGCACAAAGAGGAAGGUGACAUGGAAAGGAAACACAAAGAGAGAAGGCACAGGGGGGAAGAUGAUCACAGAGACAAGAGAUCAUCUUCUGACAGAAGUCAUGUUCCUGAGAGGAAUGUGGUACAAACAGAGCAAGUUGACAUGGUUUCUGAGGUGUGGAUAGCUGCUGUGAAACAUGAAGGAGACACAGAGGAGCCUGUUGUCAAUGAUGAAGAUUCGGCUAACCAGGAAUAUGAAGAUGAUUUAGAGGUUGUCAAUGAUGAAGUUUUGGCUAACCAGGAAUAUGAAGAUGAUUUUGAGAAACUGGAUUAUGAAGAGGAUUUUGAGGAGCUGAAUGAGAGCACUAAUGAAGAUGAGGAUGAGGAGCCGCUGCAUCCACAGGCAGGUGAAGCAAAGGAGGAGCUUUCAGCACAACAGAGAAAGGAGAUAGAAGAAAUUCAGAGAGCGAUGGACGAAGAGAACAAGAGAGUUGGAACAGCUCAGUCCAGACAAAGUACGAAGAGAGAGGAGGAGGAGAGGCCUAAAUGGUCCAAAGACACUGAAAAGAUCCAGAGCAGAGCCUCCCAACACGGAAAGUUCGACAUUGUUGCUGUAAAGCAGCCUGAAGUCAGCAAGAAAGUUGCCAAUAAACUGAAGAAGAGAAGUACAGAGCUGCUUCGUUUAAUCGAUCUGGACUUUUCCAUGACAUUCUCCCUUCUGGAUCUGCCACCAGUCAAUGAAUAUGACAUGUACAUCAGAAAUUUUGGAAAUGCAAACACUAAACAGGCUUAUGUUCAGUGUAAUGAGGAUAACGUGGAUCGAGACAUCCAGACAGAGGAAAUAAAGAUGUCUGAGAAGUGGUCGCAGCAUCCCCCCAAGCACAGUGGAGCCUGCGGGGAUCCAAAGGAGUCACAAGACAAAUACAGGAAUGAAAUGAACUUUGAUUCACAGCGUCUGGCAUCAUUUCUUUGCUCAGCCUCACAGGUCAUGGUUGUCCUGCUGGAAGAGGAUCAAGCUGCGACAAAAUCCCUGCAGAAACUGAGCCCUCAAUCAGACAUGCAGUCUUUCAGUGAUGGAAGAUUACAGCUCAACACUAAGUUGCCUUUUCUUUAUGGUCGUCAGAUUAUCAUGCUGCACUUCUCUCAGGUCCAAAAGCACACUGUGAUGUCAGUCCACAUGCCCACAACUGAACCCAGUGCCAUGGCACUUGACAGCUGCACCAUCAUCUGCAUCUGGAACAUCUGGGAGCCAUCCAGACCUCAGAGGAUCCUUGUUUAUGAGUCUGAGAUCCAGUGUUGCUGUUUCAGCCCUGGAAAGGCCACGAUGGUGUUUGCAGGGACAUCAAUUGGCUCUGUGGUGCUGUGGGACCUUAGGGAGCAAGCUAGUAACCACAGCCGCUUAAAGAUGGGAGAGGAAGAGUGGACCUUCAGACAGCCUACUUUCUCCACAGAUUCAGUGAUGGCUGCCUCAGGCCAUUUCUCAUGUGUGACCUCUAUAGAAGUUGUCCCUUCUGCACUAACAGGGGAGCUGAGGCCAGACAUCCCACUGUUGGCAUCUGAGGAAGAGUCAUCAGGACUGUCAUUCCAGCUGGCUUCCUUGGAUGAAACAGGAGUUUUAAAUUUCUGGGUGGUGGUAGAACUCCCAAAAAGCAGUGAGGCAGGCUCUCUAACAGAUCUGGGGCUCCAGCCUGGCGGCAAAGUGAAGUUGCUUCACAGCUCGUCCCUCCACACUGCUGAGAGGGGAGUGAAAACAGGGCCACUGGACACACUGCUUUUAAAAUUCCUUCCAACAGACUCCAAUCAUUUCUUUAUUGGCACCAACAUGGGGCUGGUCCUCCAUGGAACAAGUCACGGUUUGAAGGCUCCCCCAAAAUUUUACCGGUUUCAGGAGGUUGAAGUUCUGCCUGUCGAUGUCACCUCAAUCCACUUUUCUCCCUUCAGGCCACAUUUGUUCUUGGUGGGCUGUGGAAACGGCACCAUCAGGCUGCAUGCAGUCAGCCAUGACCAACCUGUGGCACAGUGGAACAACAGUACAUCUGGCGAACCAGUGGUCUCACUGCAGUGGGCCCAGACCAGGCCAUCGGUCUUCUGCGUGCUUGAUGCUGCCUCGAACCUCCACAUAUGGGACCUGCUGAAAAAUGACACACAGCCUGUGGUCACUGAGAGGAUGAGUUCUGAUAGGGUGACAGCCAUGGCUGUGUUUGGAGACGCGGGAAAACAAAACACAUAUUCAGGGGUAGCACUGGCACAUGAGUCAGGGAAAAUUGAAAUGCAGUAUUUCAAAAGAAGUUUGACUGUGUCCUGCUCUGCGGAAGAAGAGAAGCUGUUGGAGAGUAUGAUGACUGAAGCCUUUUGAAAAGCCGUGUUCAUUUUUAACGUCUGUGAGAGCAUAUACAUCAGUUUAUAACUCUGUUUUCUGUCGCUUUGUAUACUUGAAGUCAUUAUAAAUUUUCAUGUGAUCCCAUGUGAUGAGACAUUGAUAAAAAAAAAUUAACAGAAUUGUGAGAAGAAUGUAGCUAAAUACCAAAGAUCCUCUAUAGGGAUCAGUUCACUACCACAAAUACAUUAAACAUAUGCACAUAUGCUGAUGUAAAUAUUUUUACUUUUGGGCUACAAGGAACAUUUCUAUGAUGUUUAAUUUUAUACAAUAAACUAUAUAUAGUUGUGUUUGUA